Messenger RNA from Brettanomyces nanus, 2688 nucleotides. RefSeq lists its product as uncharacterized. Bases 1 to 2688 code for a protein of 895 amino acids. The record is from RefSeq and is a predicted model, not a curated record. Lineage: Eukaryota; Fungi; Ascomycota; Pichiomycetes; Pichiales; Pichiaceae. The transcript has a single exon.
AUGGGAGCCAUGCUAGAAACAAGAGGCAUCAAUGCUGAGAGUGACGAAAGUGGAAACGGAGCUAGAAGUUCCCAGAGACGGCAGGUUCCGUUCAUGCGCUUCCCGAGCUCGCUACUAUAUUGGUAUUGGGACGACAUGGACAAUGAUCUUGAGAAGUUAGAGGAUCAGAAUUUCCAAGGUGAGACUAUGUUGGGUCCAUUUGGUUGCUUUGCGGCUGUCAAUCGGUACAAAUCCGAUUUAAACUUGUCUCGACCAGUCUCCCUGGCGACGUUUAGUCCGUCAAUAUCCAAUAUAAUCAACAAUAGAGUGGAUGAAAAAAGGUAUUCUGCACCCAUCGGACACUCUUGGACUUCUCGUUCCCAUAAAGGGUCAUAUCUUCCUGCGCACAUGAAUGCACUGUUUAGGCUUUCACCUAUUUCAACUACUCCUUCAUCCCCGAUACCUUCCAACAUCUCCGUUGCAAGUUCCAGAGAAUGCAACGACGAAAUCAUCCCAAGAAAGAUAUGGAUUCACCCCAGGUUCAAUAUAGAUGCGUCUUUGACAUAUAAGGUGCUAUUAGGAGACGCCAAUGCUGAAUAUAAAACAUCGCAGAAUCUUCAGAAGGUAGUGUUUUCUGAUUAUUACGGAACAACGGACGAACUACAUUGUAGAAUAGUGGAUAAGUUUGAAAUAAGUGAUAUUACAUACACCAGACGCUUUGAAAUUCGACUUCAAGAGGCUAUGGAAGCAUUGAAAAUUCAUAAUCCAAGUAAAGAGAGUCAGCAAACUGACUUUCAAUCUCUACUUAAAGCUUCCCUGGUCCAUGACCUUUUAAGAUUGUUUGUGAAGACAUCUAAGAACCUUUUUUUCUUGUCGUUCAAGGGAUCUAUUCUAGAUACACUGGUCAUUCCUAUGGUUUAUAAAGCAGUUGGUGAGUUGUUGAUAGGAAGUCAUGGAACAAAGAUGUACGAUGAUGUGAUUGAUGAAAGUGAUGAGAAGGAUCAAGAGAAGAAUAGAGUUCCUUCUCGUUUGUAUUGCAUCAUCUUGCACCAAUCAUUGAUCCUGCUGGCACUUUCUAUUGCAUCCUUUAAUCAGUACUCUCUCUUGUUCAAUAGUUUUGGAACUUAUCAAGGCUCUUUAGAUUAUUUGAAGUGCUGCAUUGCCUUCAGAGAGAUCUCUUUGAUGAAUUUAGCGAGGAUAAUUAUCCCUUUGAUAGGAGACUAUUCCGAAGAUGAACCAAUCAUUGUUUUAAAUCGUACUCUGCUUGAUAAACUCGUCUCUUUAGGACUUGCUGAGGAGCUCUUAGUGACAUUGAUUUUGGCCAUUAAGCAGGAUGAAAGUCUUAAUAUUAUUCUCAAUUAUAAACUUCUCUAUGCGGUACUACAAGGAGUUAGAGAGUACUUUAUUGGCCUUCAAUUGGAUGAUAGUGGGCUGGAAAGCGUUCUGGUUUGGUCCAAAUAUAUGUAUUUCUUCUAUUUUGCUACAGCUACCAUUGAUGUGGCUCAUUACCAAAUUAAGGAACCUGGGUUUGAGGACUUGAACGAGAAUUACAACUUGAUUGAAAACUUUCAAUUUGAUGACUCUUUUGAGCAUAGUGAAUAUGCCAAAAUUGAAAUUAAUGCACAUCAAGAGAAAUCCAAGGGAGAAGAGGAAGACGAACAGGAGUUAGAAAGGGCUACACUUCCAAAGAGACUCGCAAAUAGACCUCCUGUUGAAGAUAAACCACCACGAUCAUUUACAGUGAAGUUCAGGUUCAACGAAGAGCAGGAAAGUGAGGACGGGGGAUAUGAAGGAGAGAGUAGUGGAGAGGAUGCCCAUGAGAAAUCAAGCUCGAGCUUUCCCUGGAGAAGCCUCAACGAGAAAACUAUCAUCAAUCAUAAUGGUGAUAAAGUGAGUGUUCUUACGGGACUCAGUAUAAAGCCAUCCAAAAAGAUUUUGAAAGAAGAGUUGCUAAAAACAGGGGAAAUGAAGCAAAUAGAUAUUAAAGUCCCGUUCGAGGUCGACAAAACAGGCGAAAUCAGUUCUCUGGAAAUCAGUUACGGUAUCCCUACGUCAUUAUUGGAUCUUAUGAUUCGAACAGUCACGAUCUCUAAUCAUAAAAACUGGUUUCAACGAAAGAAGGCAUUUCCUAGAAACUUUCCGAAGUUUUGCUGUGAUUUGGAAGAGGAUCUAAUGACCUGGAAGCUUCCAUGGAACUUGUAUAGCCAAGAUGAUGUGGUGACCAAUAAGAGUGCUCAUCUUAAGUUCCACAGUCUCUUCCAUGAAACUUUGCAUAAUCUAAUCUUUUGCUUUUACAACAGUAUCCUGAUGUUCUUUUUUCGAAUCAUCAAAGACACUGAUCCCAGCCUAUUACAAGAUUAUGUGGAAUCCACUCUUUACCAUUUGGAAGAGCUUCAGAGGAUAUCACUGGAUCCAGAGUUUUCCAAAAAGGUUCAGAUUUCUCUUCCAUUCUGGUGCUUUUUCAUAUGUGGCUCGGAUGCUGUUAGCCAUUCAUUGCAAUCGAAAUAUGACAACUUAGGCCGGAUUUGGUCUGGUGUUGGUGAUAAAUGGAUCGGCAAGCAGAUGGUGAUGGAGAUAUGGCGUGGACGUAAUUACGGUAUUAGUAUUGAUGAGCAGAUGGAGGAAUCUGAUAGAGAUGCAUCGGAAGAAGAUAAAGAAACAUCGUGGCUAGAUAUGAUUAAAGGUUGGGAAAUGUCGGGAUUUCAUUAA